GAAUAGCCACUUCUCUUACUCUCUCACCAACAUAGCAAAUGGAAGCAACUCCAUUGUCAUCUUCUCUCUGGUUCUCCAACCCAAAAUGUCCUCCUUCCAUCCAUUCCUCUCCAUUUUCUACUGCUUUUCCCUUCCAACCUCUCAUCCAUGCCUCACCUUCCCUUCAACUCCAGGCCCUCUGCCUCAAGAGCUCACAAAGGAACCACCUUUAUCAUCCUCAUCAUCUCAGUUCAAGUCAGGGGAGGAGAGGACUUGCUGUUAGGUCUUCUGCUAGUGAGAUCCCUUCAGUUGAUGACUCAACAAAGUGGCUUUUUGAGCCUGUAGGGAAUGGUGAUUCACGGCAUAUUGGUUACCGAGUUCCUCUGCCAGGUGCAUUCGAAGUCGUUUCUGAUGUAGUGACUAUAGGCAGGGUUCCUGAGAAAGCAGAUAUCGUGAUUCCUAUUGCUACAGUAUCCGGUGUACACGCGAAGCUCAAGAAGAAGGAAGGAACAUUGCUGAUAACAGACUUGGACAGUACUAAUGGAACAUACAUCAACGACAUGAGGCUUAGGCCCGGCGCUGUCACGACAGUGUCACCGGGGAGUUUAAUAACAUUCGGUGACACAAAUUUGGCUAUUUUUCGAGUUUCAAAGAAAGUCAUAGAACACAAGGAAAACACAAGCAUAACUGAUGAAUCUGAAAUCGAAGCAGAGGCUGAUGGACAGGAAAACAAUGCGGAAGCUUGACUUUGAUUUAUUCCAAAUCAUUCAAAUGUUCCAAAUCUUGUGAAUAAUUUGUAUCAAUUACUGUUUUUCCAUUGUCGAAUAAUUAUUCUAUUGAAAUGCAAAUUCAAAGAGAAUGUUCUUCCAUUA
Dioscorea cayenensis subsp. rotundata (Guinea yam) is the source of this 851-nucleotide messenger RNA. RefSeq lists its product as uncharacterized. Gene Ontology annotation, molecular function: protein binding; mRNA binding. The transcript is spliced from 5 exons. Bases 39 to 725 code for a protein of 228 amino acids. The record is from RefSeq and is a predicted model, not a curated record. Lineage: Eukaryota; Viridiplantae; Streptophyta; Magnoliopsida; Dioscoreales; Dioscoreaceae.